AUGGCUAAUGGUGAUACCACGCGUCCGCCUUCUCAGUCAUCUUCCUCCUUUUGCCGUUUACAUUUUGUACUAAAGCACCGACGAAAUACUCAGUCCGCCGUUAUCAACCAAAUGAUAGUGUCGCCCAUCGGUAGCUUCCUUUUAGCUGGACUCCUCGUCCUCUCUCUGCCUUUGUUAUCAGUGGAUUCCCACAAUCCCCAACAGAACUUAGGGUUUUGCGGCGAACAAGACGAUACAGUCGUCCAGAUGGCUACUCUCGGAGGCGUCCGCGACACCAAAGCUGACAUCGACUCCCUUUCCCGCUUUGCUGUCGACGAGCACAAUCGCAAACAGAAUGCACUGCUCGAGCUGGUCAGGGUUGUGAAGGCGGAAGAACAAGUGGUUGCAGGUACACUGCAUCAUCUUACACUCGAAGUGGUUGAGGCUGGGAAGAAGAAACUUUAUGAGGCGAAAGUGUGGGUAAAACCCUGGAUGGACUUUAAGGAACUACAAGAAUUCAAGCAUGUUGGAGAUGUUCCUUCCUUUACUUCCUCGGAUCUGGGUGUUAAGAAAGAUGAUCAAGUCUCGAGGUGGCGUUCUGUUCCAGUGCAUGAUCCUGUUGUUCAAGAUGCUGCUCAUCAUGCUGUUACAACCAUUCAGCAGAGAUCUAACUCUUUAUUUCCCUAUGAACUUAGUGAGGUUAUCCACGCGAAUGCAGAGGUUGUUGAAGCAUCUGCCAAGUUCGAUAUGCUUCUCAAGGUCAAGAGAGGAGGUAAAGAAGAGAAGUUCAAGGUCGAAGUGUAUAGGAAUGAGGAAGGUGGUUUCCAUUUAAACAAAAUGGAUAAUACUAAUGAAGGUUAA
This is a messenger RNA of Striga hermonthica, 840 nucleotides long. NCBI's taxonomy places the organism in Eukaryota, Viridiplantae, Streptophyta, Magnoliopsida, Lamiales, Orobanchaceae. The record is from the annotation of a GenBank genome assembly.